This is a messenger RNA of Volvox carteri f. nagariensis, 2010 nucleotides long. RefSeq lists its product as uncharacterized. The transcript has 10 exons. The record is from RefSeq and is a predicted model, not a curated record. The coding region runs from base 1 to 2010 and encodes 669 amino acids. Lineage: Eukaryota; Viridiplantae; Chlorophyta; Chlorophyceae; Chlamydomonadales; Volvocaceae.
AUGUCGAUUGCGCUGACGCCACAAGCUCCAGCAGCCACAAAUGGUGAAAAUGAGAGUAUCGUUCAACUCCUGGAGCACUUCAAAGACGACGAUGGACGUGUGGCCCUCCUUGUCAAGGAGCUGCAAGAGUUGUCCAACCGAGUACAGGUGGCGGAAUUGGCGACAGUUGACCCUCGCUUAGCAACCGCCGGCCGCCGAGGCUCCGGAACCGACAGCGGCGCCGGCGCCGGCAAUAGCGGCGGACCGCCGUACCGCCGCGGCUCAAGCCCAACCAGCGCCAGCGGGGCCCGUCUCCGGGGAGCGGACGCCUUCGCUGAUGCCGUACACCGUGUACGGCGUACGAUUUACCAUGGUCCUCCAAAAUCGCAGCAGGGUCAGGGAUCAGGCGGCGGCGGCAGCGGCGGCAGCGGGGAAAACGGCCGAGGCCAGGCGGAAUCUGGAUCUGGGUCUGGGCGGGUGGAGGAGGCGGUGCUUCCUGAACCACCGGAGGACCCCAGCCAGCCCCUACCGCUGCCCCCCGGAGGCCACGAGUGGGAGGCCCUCCAGGCCGCAGUCAACGAUAGCGUGGCGUCGUUCGGCGCGGCGGCUGCCAAGAUGGGCUGGAAGAAGUGGGCGCUGACUCGAGCACACUCCGCCCUGCUGGUGAGUCUGUUUUGGUGGGUCGUGGCGGCGGCCUUUCGCUCCGAACACCCGCUUAGCAGACCGCUACAAGACUUUGCAUUCGGACACUUUUGCCGUCAUUACGUCACUGUCGUACUGAACCUGCGCGGCAAAGCGCGGGAUCAGUACCAGCAAGUUUGGAUCGAGAUGAUGGCGGCGGCGGCGCUGUACCUCUUAGUGGACGUUUUCCCUCGCGCCGCCGCGGUGGCCUCUGGCGGCGGCGGCGGCGGCGGGCCGCCACGUGUGAUGGCGCUCACGCGUUCCCCGCCGGCGCUGGCUUCCGCUGCGUCGGAGAUGUUCAGUGGCCACAGCGGCAAGUCAACUCCGCACCGGCGCCCGAGUUCCACUCGGAUCAGCCCGGAAGGCUCCAUAAAAAACAGCACCAGCAGUCGCACCUUUAUGGGUUCUGUUACGGCACCCGCCGGGCUCGCCGGGUACGGCAACGACGGCAGCGUCAACGGCGGCGGUGGCGGCGGUGGCGACGGGGACGGCCGCGGGCACGGCGGCCCGCAAGCGUUCGUGUUCACAAAGAACAGCCCCGUCAUGGUGCAGAUGCUUCUGGCGGGUGCCGGCGGCGGCGGAGGCGGCGGAGGCGGUAGCUCUGCUGCGGCGGAGGCCUAUGGCGGCGGAGGCGGCAGCGGCGCCGCCGCGCCGCCCAUUAUUAAGGGCCUUAUGAAACACACAGUGGGUGGCACGCUGGCGCGAUUUCACAGGGCCCUGGACGAGGCUAGUGACGAGGAGCUGAGUUACAGCCGUCUUGCGGCGGCCGCCUCCGCCAGCACGACGGACGCCGUGUCGUCGUACGAGGCCAGCCGUCGGGCGGCAGCGGCGGAGGCGGCGGCGAUGCGUCGGGGGCUGUUGGAAGUUCGCGGUCUGAUUGAGGCGCGGCAACGUGCGGCCCUGGCGGCUGGCAGCGGUCAGCUGAAGCAGAUGAGCGACCGGCUGAGUGGAUACAUACAGAAUGACGUGGACAGGUUGAUGGCGGGAAAGCCCACUGGCGCGGAGCCCGCCAGCAGCGGCGACGUGCCUCGGUACUUGCGACCCAUAGCCGGACAUCGCAGCGGGGGAGCGGUGGGGGAGAGCCCCUCCAUCAAACCAGCACGGCUCAUGGCGCCAUUGUACGAGAUGCGGCGAGUGGAGGGUAACAUCCGGGCCGCACUUGCGGGUGGUCGGCACAGCAGUACGGACACGGUGGCGCGGGUGACGGCGGUGACGGCGGCGCGGGAGGCCGCCUCCGCCGCCGACUGGCGGCCCCUGGCGCAGUAUCCAGUGGGGACCAAGGACACACGGAGGCGGAAAAUGGCGGCGCACGUGCUGUACGGCUUGGAUCUCGAGCAGUACACCUUGUAG